CAUUCCUCUACAGCGCGUGCUUUACUCGGCAAAACAACUGAAACAGCAUGUUGUAAAAGAAGUUUUUCCUGUUUUCAGGUGUCUUCCACUAUGGCUAGCAACAGCAAUAAUUCGACUCCUGUUACCUCCAGCGGAACAAAACAGUUUGCAUUAUUACCAAAAAUUGUCAAUGGUGGCAUUGCCGGUAUAAUUGGUGUUUCGUGCGUGUUUCCUUUGGAUCUUGUUAAGACUCGUUUGCAAAAUCAACAAGUUGGCCCAAAUGGAGAAAAAAUGUACAAUUCAAUGCUUGACUGUUUUAAGAAAACUUACCGUGCCGAAGGAUACUUUGGUAUGUAUCGCGGGUCUGCGGUUAACAUUUUGCUGAUUACCCCAGAAAAAGCUAUAAAAUUGGCUGCCAAUGACUUUUUCCGACAUCAUUUGACCACAUCCAAUGGCACGCUGCCAAUCACUCGCCAGAUGGCCGCUGGUGGGUUAGCUGGUUUGUGUCAAAUUGUAAUAACUACACCGAUGGAACUGUUGAAAAUUCAAAUGCAAGAUGCUGGCCGUGUUGCUGCACAGGCUAAAGCAGUAGGAAAGACCAUGCCGAAAGUGUCCGCUACUUCCAUAGCUAUGGAGCUCAUCCGUACCAAGGGAAUAACAGGAUUAUAUAAGGGAACUGGUGCAACGAUGCUUCGCGACGUUUCCUUUUCGGUUGUAUAUUUCCCAUUGUUUGCUACCCUGAACGCACUUGGGCCACGUCGUGACGAUGGAAGUAAUGAGGCUGUAUUUUGGUGUUCCUUUUUGAGUGGUUGUGCUGCUGGUUCGAUGGCAGCUUUGGCUGUGAAUCCGUUCGAUGUAGUUAAAACACGUCUUCAGGCAUUGAAGAAAGUUGAAGGUGAAAUGCAAUUCAAUGGAGUCGCAGAUUGUAUUGGCAAAACUUUGAAGCACGAGGGUGUAACUGCAUUUUUCAAAGGAGGUCUGUGUCGUAUGAUUGUCAUUGCGCCUCUGUUUGGUAUAGCGCAAAUGGUAUACUUCCUGGGAGUUGCGGAAGCCAUUCUUGGUAUUAAAUCCGGUAAUAAGUAAAGCUGUGUUUAACGUCAUGUAGUGUGUUGUUUGCUGUGGAUCGAA
This is a messenger RNA of Anopheles maculipalpis, 1107 nucleotides long. Its product is annotated as mitochondrial glutamate carrier 1-like. The transcript has 7 exons. Gene Ontology annotation, molecular function: L-glutamate transmembrane transporter activity; L-aspartate transmembrane transporter activity. Bases 91 to 1062 code for a protein of 323 amino acids. Gene Ontology annotation, biological process: malate-aspartate shuttle; L-glutamate transmembrane transport; aspartate transmembrane transport. The record is from RefSeq and is a predicted model, not a curated record. Lineage: Eukaryota; Metazoa; Arthropoda; Insecta; Diptera; Culicidae.